AAUUGAUUCCAUUCCAACCCUUUGUUUAUCUGCUUUUCACCUUCUGAUAACACUGAAAAGACGACUUUUUAGAGGCGGACUGUCAAUUUUCAAAGUCAUUACCAGAAAAAAGGGAAUGGGAUCCUGUUAAAAAGUGAUACUAAAGGGCUUGAAAUUUGUAGUAUGCAAGGUGGAGCAAUGCCAACUGCUGUGUCUACUCAGGGGAGACAGAUGCCCUAUUAUACACAUCCAGAUUAUAAAAUUUAUGAGUUUAAUAAGAAACUUCUACAAAGGACAGAGGAAUGUGACAACAUUUGGUGGGACAAUCUGAUCAGCGAGUUUUUUGAAGAUAAUGCCGUUUUAACAAUUCAAUUUUCGCUGGAUGAUGUACCAAAAAAGUAUUCAAUUGGUCGCAUAUUGAUACCAAGGUACUUCAGAAGCCUCUUUGAAGGAGGUGUUUCAAGCGUGUAUUACCUACUGGAUCAAUGCAAGGAGUCAUUUUCUGAGUCAGCGGUUAAUUUGGAAUGCGAAAAGAUGACGACAGUGACGCAUUUUUCAAGUCCCGUUAUGACGAAAGUCUUCACAGAAGGUCACUUUGCAGUAGAGUUCAACUUUGACAAUCUUCUAAGAAUUCGGCAUUGGAUCUUUGAUAUCAAGCAACACCAAGAAAUGGUGCCGCGCAGUGUCCUGAACUCGGAUGAUGAUGCCCUUGAGAAGAUAACGAAAAAUAUAACGCGACAAGGCCUUACGAAUUUCACGAUGAACUACUUACGGCUCUGUGUUAUCCUCGAACCUUUACAAGAAAUGAUGUCAAGAUACAAGACUUACAAUAUGCCACCUAGAGAGUGUCUGAAGUCUGUGCUUUACCAGAAGUGGCAGUCACGAAUCAUGGGACGACAAGAUUUUCCUGGUCCUUUAAUGGAACGCACGUGGAAGAGUAGUGGUCCUGAAGGUGGUCAAAAACAAGCUCCGAAGCGCCGCAAGAGAAGGGCAUCCACUGCUACCAACGAGAACAAUAGUAAACUUGGCAAUUCUGCAUCAGCGGAAAGAGCGAGCAAAAGGAAGCCAUCGCCUAUUGCUGGUGCUAGAGGAGCAGGAACGACCACAGAUGUGAUGCUUGUUGGAGAACCGACUCUGAUGGGCGAGGAGUUUGGCGCAGAAGAUGAAAGAAUCAUAACCAGAUUGGAGAAUACACAAUAUGUUGCCUCGAAUGGCGUCAAGGAGGAGGAAGCGGAAUAUCAUGAUGGAGCUGUGUCUUCUGCGGGCAACUGGCCAGAGGGCAGAAAAGGGCUCAAAGAGGAAAAGAUUGCCGAUUAGAACAGGAAAUGGAAAACACUACGACACUGACUAUUUAGCAAGAACCUAUUAAAUAGGGAUAUCACUAACUAGAAGAUUUUGGUUUUAGCAUUUUAACAGAAGAUUUAACACUAACCAAAUCAGAGAGCUUAAAAGUGUACGCUUAAAGAUGUAGCAAGAUUAACAGUUCCGAAGAAAUCCAAGUAUGAUGCCAGGAUUGUUUAGUUUACUUUGAACAAUUGUGCAUAUCUACCCACAUAUAAGAUCAUAUAUCCAUCUGUUUGACCAAAUGUAUUUACGGAGCCACUUUAACUCAACUGGUGACUAACUAGAGAAACUCAUGCGAAAUUUGCCUAUGCAUACUCUCUUGUGAUUGGGCACCACAAAUAUCGGCAAUUUUGCCUUUAAGACUCAUUGCUAACAAUGAGCCAUUGCCCUACGCAAGCAUCCCAUAAUGCAUUUUCAGACAGUCUGAAACCAACUUUGGUUAAUCCGUAGAAGCUUACUGCCAUUGUUUGGAUCGUCACCACGCUCGCAAAGGCCCGUUGUUAGCAAUGAGUCUUUAAAGCAAUUGCUAUCGUAUGUGUGAACUGUCUAACUUGCUUUCAUCAGACAAAUGAGGUUUAAGGUUUUUCUUGGGCUGAUGUUCCCAUGUACUUACUGAUUUCCUUUAUUCCGCUGACAAAAAGUGACCAAGAAAGUUCACCGGUGAGAUACAUGGCAAAAUACCCCAGAUAUAUCUGCUAUUCAAAGUCCCCCACACUGCCACUAUACAAUAUGGUAUUUAUUAAAUGAUCCUCCUGAUCCUUCUACAAGUCCGUUUCAAAUGUGAAAGAGCGCCACUGCCGUCUAAGAAUGGAUUUAAUAACAGUUUACUGUCGCAUUUCUGCCUCGUUUGUAUUUUGUUCAAAUUAUCUGCCUUUGCUGCGUUGUAGCAGCUUAUCGUAGAUAAAGCGUUUAGAUGUCAUAUCUUAGCAUCAAUAGUUAGAUAAUUAUAGACCGUAAAUUAAGAGAAUAACGUAGCUACCCGAAACGAGCGUGCGUUUACUGUAAGGAAUCAGUUUAUUAUUGUACAUGUACAACAUACUUUGUAAGUAGGACUGGGUUUUGUGUGAGAUUCAAAGGCGCAGCUGAUAAAUAAGCAUCGUAUAUGCAGCCGAGACUCCAAGUAGUUAAGAUGCGUUCGCCAGUUUGAUCCUUUUGCAUAUUCCGUUUAAGCAUUUUCAUGCCAGUACCGAACGGUUUGGAUGUCGCAUCUUCCGUUAUCUUUGUCUCGAGUCUUUUUAUGACCUGUCUCUAUCAUCCCUAGUAGUGGGUAUUUAAAAGAUUUUGCAACUUUUAUUCUUACUUCUCUUAUCCUUUUUGAAUUUGCUGUCGUUCUCUCUUGGCCUGCUCCUCUUCGUUGCCGUCAGUCUUUAUGCCUUAAAAAAGAUUUUGAAACGUAAUAUGUAAUGCUGUGAUUAGAACUGCCAUGUACUAUAUUCAUUAACUAAUGAGAUACUUUGGACUAACUUAA
Rhopilema esculentum is the source of this 2791-nucleotide messenger RNA. RefSeq names its product LIM domain-binding protein 1. Lineage: Eukaryota; Metazoa; Cnidaria; Scyphozoa; Rhizostomeae; Rhizostomatidae. The record is from RefSeq and is a predicted model, not a curated record.